This is a messenger RNA of Neltuma alba, 2604 nucleotides long. RefSeq lists its product as uncharacterized. Lineage: Eukaryota; Viridiplantae; Streptophyta; Magnoliopsida; Fabales; Fabaceae. The transcript has 6 exons. The record is from RefSeq and is a predicted model, not a curated record. Bases 1 to 2604 code for a protein of 867 amino acids.
AUGCAUAUGAGUGAUGAUUGCCCAAGUCACUAUGAAGAAGUUUCUGCUAUGUAUCAAGGCAGACAAGGACAAUACUCACAGAGGAACCCAUAUUCCUCAACUUAUAAUGAGGGUUGGAGUGAUCACCCUAAUUUGAGGUGGAAGACCAAUGAUGAUAGGCAAUUAACUUCACAACAGAAAUUUCAGAAUCAAAGGCCAUCUUUCGAGUCAAAUUCAAGAGUCAUAGUUCCUAUUCAGAAUACUCUUUCUUCAAACGAUGGUAUUGUUGAGUUGCUUAAAGGUAUGAAAGAAGGAAUGAGUGAUUUGGGUGCAAGGAUUGAAAGCACUGUAGCUUCUUCUAAUUCAAAACUUAUUGCCAUAGAAUGUAAGUUUGAUAGCAAGUUUGAACAAUGGGAAAAUAAAACAAACAAUCUUUCUGGCUAUGUCACUCAACUAGCUAACUCAUUAAGUGAGGUGCAAGCUAAAAUUGGAGGGAAUUUACCCUCCAACACUAUGACAAAUCCAAAGUCUCCGAAUGUAAUAUCCUUAAGGAGUGGGAAGCAGGUAGGGGCUAGUGAGAAGAAACUAAGAUUUACAAAAGAAUGUUGUCACAAGGAAUCAGAUUCUAGUUCAGAAAAAGAUUCUGCACCUAUUGUGCAAUCUGAAAUAUCUGGAAAGUUAUCUAAUGAUCAACUUAAGAAGGAUGCUAUGAAUUUGUUUGGCAAACUUGCUGUGAAUGUUCCUUUACUUGAUUUCUUGAAAGGAGUACUUAAAUACAUGAGGUUUCUAAAAGAAUUAUGCACAAACAAGAAGAAAUGUAAACCUAAUGAGAAAGUGCAAUUGGGCUCUAAUGUUUCUGCCAUUUUUAAACCUCAACUACCUAUUAAGUGUGCUGAUCUUGGAUCUUUCACAAUACCUUGCACUGUUGGUCCAUUGAAUAUUACUAAUGCUCUUUUGGACUUAAGAGCUGCAAUUAAUGUGAUGCCUAUUUCUUUAUACACAUCUUUAGGCAUUCAAACUAUUAAAAGCACUAGCAUGUUAAUAAAACUUGCUGAUAGGACCAUUAGGAAGCCAAAAGGGUUGUUGGAAGAUGUCUUGGUGAAUGUCAAGGACUUGGUUAUCCCUGCAGAUUUUUAUGUUUUGGAUAUGGAUACCCUACCCCAUGUUCAAGAAACACUGGUUUUGGGUAGACCAUUUCUUAGGACUACUAAUACAGUUAUUGACUCUUUGACAGUUGAUAGCUCACUUUCCACUUUGUCAUCUUUUUCUUUUGAUCUCUCUUCUAUUAAUGAUGAGGUAUUUUCUCAUGCAUCAAGCGAAGAGCUUGGAAAGGAUUUUGUGUCUGAUUUUACAGAAGUGAAAAAGCUAGCUCAAGCAUGUCUAGCAGCUUUGGAGCUUAAGGAAUUAGUACCUUCUGUCAUUAAACCACCAGAGUUGGAACUUAAACCAUUGCCUUCUCAUUUGAAAUAUGCAUAUCUAGCUGAAAACGAUAAAUUGCCUGUUAUCAUAGCUAGCUCCUUAUAUGAUAUUGAGGAGAAGAAAUUACUCACUAUUUUGAAAAGAAAUAAGAAAGCAAUAGGCUGGUCUAUGGCUGAUAUUCCUGAUGGUUUUUCAAGGUAUUUCCAGAUUCCUAUUGCUUCGGAAGACCAAGACAAGACCACAUUCACUUGUCCAUUUGGAACAUUUGCCUACAGGAGGAUGCCUUUUGGGCUAUGCAAUGCCCCAAGUACUUUUCAAAGGGCUAUGAUGUCCAUUUUUAGUGAAUUUCUAGGCUCAUCUAUGGAAGUGUUUGUGGAUAAUUUUACUGUGUAUGGUGACACAUUUGAUGAUUGUUUGGAAAGUCUAGAUCGGGUUUUAUCUCGGUACAUUGAUAGGAAUUUGAUUUUGAAUUUUGAAAAAUGCCAUUUUAUGGUUAACAAUGGAAUUGUCUUGGGUCAUCUAGUCUCUAGAAAAGGAAUUGAAGUAGACAAAGCUAAAAUUGAAGUUAUUGCUUCUUUGCCCUAUCCAACUAACUUGAAAGAACUUAGGUCAUUCCUUGGACAUGCUGGUUUCUAUCAAAGAUUUGUGAAAGAUUUCAGCAAAAUAGCAAACCCUCUUUCUAGGCUCAUGCAAAAGGAUGUGGCAUUUGUUUUUGAUGAUGCUUGCAAAAAGGCUUUUGAUUCAUUAAAGAGCAUGCUUGUUUCUCCACCUAUACUUUCUGCACCUGAUUGGAAAUUAGAUUUUGAACUUGCUUGUGAUGCAUCUCAUACUUCUAUUAGAGCUGUGUUAGACAAAUUUAGACCUUACCUUCUUGCAUCAAAAGUGGUUGUCUUUACUGACCAUGCUGCUGUCAAGUUUUUGUUUGGCAAGCCACACACUAAGCCUAGACUUUUAAGAUGGGUUUUCCUUCUGCAAGAGUUUGACAUAGAGAUCAAAGACCGAAGUGGAGUUGAAAACCAUGUUACAGACCAUUUGAGUCGAUUACCAAUAGGAACUAAGGGAGUUUCUGACCCUAAUCUGAUUUGUGAUGAAUUUCCAACUGCUAUUCUUUGUUCUAUAGCUUCUCAUGAUCCAUGGUUUGCAAACAUGGUUAAUUUUCUAGCUACUGGUUUAAUCCCUGCUACAUUGUCUCAUUUUCAGACUUAG